CCCAAGCUUAACACACACCACUCCAAAGGAUUCCUAUUUUCAACAAUACAGGAAUAGUUCAACACUUCACCUUUAGCCCUCAUUUUCAACGUCUACCCUACCAAAACAUCGCGUAUUGCAAGUCUCUGAAGAGAUUCCUUUCAAGAUGUUUUAGCUAUCAGUUAUAUAUCACAUAUAAUUACUAGCUGUGUCUUAUAAUCCCCUUAUACCUCCUGUUUGACCUGACAAAGCUUUGCUUGUCCCCUCACAAAAUUUCUCCCAUAUUCAGUAUGGUGUCCAUUAUGACUCACGAAGAGUCCAUUCUUUCCGCCACCACGACUGAAUCCACGAACACUUGUGCGUCCGCGGCUCCUUCAAAAGACGAGCUUAAAAACAAACAAUUUUAUUCGGCGCCUAUGUCUAGCGCGCAACUGAUUAGCUCUGUUGACCCUUCGACCCACGAGAAGGAUGCCUCAAUGAUGGAAGCUCCUCCUAUGUUGGUAGCUGACGACUCGGACGAAUCCGACUGCACCGAAGAUUUGAACCACAAUAUGACCGAGAGUGUCGUCUCCCCCAGCGGUAGCACCUUUGCGACUGAGCUGGUCGCUAUCGUUGAGCCAAGCUCCGUCACUCCCGCACUGACCUCCAUGCAGAAGCGGGCAGACCCUUUGCCCCCUCAGGAGUUUCAUCGCCAGCGCACCCAGGUGAUGGAGUUGAUCGUCAAGUACAUCACGGCCCAGAUCCACUCGAAGUUCCCGAUCGACAUGUCCCAGCGAGACAAGGCCACGCAUCCCAACUUGCCUUUGGACAAGUUUUUGAUGCGUCUCUUGGCCGACUUGAAGGUUACGUUGCCGAUUUUCCAGAUUGCCGUUUUGUAUUUGUUCAGAUAUAUCAACUUGAUCUAUCUCCUCAGAUAUAUCAACCAGUCCAACAACCUCAUCUCCCAGCCUAACGGCCCGGUGAGUGACUUGGACUCGCUUCGCCAAUUGAUCAUCGGGUCCUUGAAAUUGGCGAUCUAUUACUACAACAAGCACUACAGGCCGACCAAGCCAAUCUACCACUUGGAUAAUGUCAACUGGGAAGCCGUGGCCGGUAUCUCCGACCAUGAGAUCAAAAAUGUCGCUUUCAAGAUGAUCAAGACCAUGAACGGUAAGUUACACAUCAAGGAUGCAGAGGUGCAAAAGUUGAACAUGGAAUUGUUCAAGUUUGUCAAUACUGUCAACUACCAAAAGCCAAUGGUGACCAAGGCCUAGCCGUAGAAUGUUGGAACGUGCGGGUGGGCGAGGCAGCUGCUUCGAUGAAAGGUUUGGCGUUUACUCAACUUCCGCGUCGCCUUUCUCCCAUUUCAACAAUAAACCCCCCUCACGAGCCGUCUGCUUAUGCGACAAAUCCUUCACUUCUUUCUUUUUAUUCGGUCUCUUGGGUUGCACUUUUGUAAUGUUCUGAUUUUUUUUUCUGGCUUUAUGGGAAUUAAAAUUGUAUAUCAAAUGGCGUAGUCCGUGGCGCGUAGUGUACUAUUAGUACCGGUGAGCUUGUGUUACCAAGAGCUAUCGGAUGGCGUAAAAUGAGGUGGG
Molecule: messenger RNA, 1553 nt
Organism: Babjeviella inositovora NRRL Y-12698
Lineage: Eukaryota; Fungi; Ascomycota; Pichiomycetes; Serinales
Exons: 1
Coding region: 282-1232 (316 amino acids)
Source: RefSeq, a predicted model, not a curated record